This is a messenger RNA of Paramecium sonneborni, 1167 nucleotides long. NCBI's taxonomy places the organism in Eukaryota, Ciliophora, Oligohymenophorea, Peniculida, Parameciidae. The record is from the annotation of a GenBank genome assembly.
AUAAAUUAUGAAAUAAUUAAAUAAUAAAUACCAACAAUAACUCUAACCCUUAAAAUUGACAAACCAUAUCACUCCAUAAUUUAAAUUAAAUCCAAAUUAGAAUUCACCAUCGCCAUCCCCAUUAGCUCUUAGAAAACCAUUAUUUAGUUUACAUGAGAAAGCUUCUGCUAGAUCUAUGAAAAAGUAGCUUCAUCAUUCUCCUCCUAUCACACAAAAAAAUACACUACAAAUAGAAAAAUAUGGAUUAGAUUAGAAUUUUGAAUACAUCCUUAAAUUUGCUGUCAGAACUAGAUAAGGAAUGCAAGUUGGGAAUCCAAAUAAAUAGAAUUAAGAUUCUUUUAUAGUUUUUCCAAACAUAGCUAAUAAAUCAUAUAUGCAUUUCUUCUUCAUAUGUGAUGGUCAUGGAAUUCAUGGUCAUCAUAUUUCAAAUUUCUUGAAACAACAAUUUCCAAUAUACAUUACUAAAUUUAAAAAUCAAUUGGAAAACAAGUACAAAUAGAAUAAUUUAAAAUAGUCCUUAUGCUACAAUUUAUACUAUAUUUAUUUAAGUUAUUAAAGCCUUAGAUCAAUCAUCUAUAGAUCAAUAAUAUUCUGGCUCUACCGUGGUUGGUUUGUUUAUGUUGCAUAAUAAAGUAUUAAAACUAUUUUUAAUAGAUUUAUUGUCCAAACCUAGGAGAUUCAAGAGCAAUUAUGCUAAGUCGAACAAAUAAAUGGUUUAUCAAAAAUCUAUCAAGAGAUCAUAAACCAGAUUGUUAAGAUGAAGCUGAACGUAUCCUUAAUCAUGGAGGAAGAAUUGAUCCUUAUAAAGAUUUAAAGGGAUAAUCUUGUGGACCAUUAAGAGUUUGGACUACUGGUAAUGUUCCUGGAUUGGCAAUGACAAGAUCUAUUGGUGAUUAAAUUGCUAAGACUGUUGGAGUCAUUGACAAACCAGAAAUAUACAAUUUCAUUCUUGAAAAAAUGGAUAGAGUUAUCUUACUAGGAUCCGAUGGAUUGUUUGAGUUUCUUUCUUAAUAAGACAUUUUAGACUCUGUUACUCCUUAUGUAGAUAGAAUGGAUGUUGAGACUGCUUGCAAUCAUUUAUUAGAAAUGGCUCAUGUUAGUUGGGUAUAAAGAGGGAACAAAGUGAUCGAUGAUAUUACUUUUAUAUUGAUUUUUAUGUAAUAUUGA